Molecule: messenger RNA, 705 nt
Organism: Salvia hispanica
Lineage: Eukaryota; Viridiplantae; Streptophyta; Magnoliopsida; Lamiales; Lamiaceae
Source: RefSeq, a predicted model, not a curated record
AUGUCUUCUUGGGUCCAUGCAAGCGUAGAUAGUGUGCGUGGUAAACAUCAGAAAGGAGAUGCACUAUGGGUGCGUGUGAAAAAAUUGUAUCACGAAGCUCAAGCAGAAAAUCCAGCUGAAAUUAACAAAAGAAAUGUGGAUUCUAUGAAGAGUCGAUGGAAACGACUUAACGAAAAAGCAAGCAAAUGGGUGGUUGUUUGCAGAGAAGCAAACACGCGAAGGAGGAGUGGAAUGAGCGACCAAGAUGUUGAGAAUGAAGCUCAUAGCAUCUACCAAGCAGGAGGCGGCAACAAAUUUCAAGAUUUGAUAGUGUUUAAUGAAGAUGGUAGCAAUUUAAAGAGGACCAAGACUUCUGAAUCUGGCGAGUAUACUAUCCCUUCAAAUCCAGAAACUCCUACAUCUGGACAUUCAACUAGUUCUCGGCCUAUGGGUAGAGACAAGGCAAAAAGAAAAGGAAAAAGUAAGGUAACACAAUCUGAUUCUACUAAUGCUCAAGUUGCUGCAGAACUUCAUGCACUAAGGCUAGCUAAAGAUAAUGAGAACGAACUAGUGAAGGCUCGACUGCAGAUAGAGCGUGAAAAGCUGGAAAAGCCCUCUAUGAAGAUGUACCAAAAAAUGUUGAUUAAGUUGUUGGACAAAGAGCACUUGUCCCCAGAAGAUCAAGAGAUGAAACAUCAACUAAUGGAGAUUGUGUUUAAAAAAUGA